Messenger RNA from Eufriesea mexicana, 1620 nucleotides. RefSeq names its product gamma-aminobutyric acid receptor alpha-like. Lineage: Eukaryota; Metazoa; Arthropoda; Insecta; Hymenoptera; Apidae. Gene Ontology annotation, biological process: monoatomic ion transmembrane transport. Gene Ontology annotation, cellular component: membrane. The transcript is spliced from 11 exons. Gene Ontology annotation, molecular function: GABA-A receptor activity; extracellular ligand-gated monoatomic ion channel activity. The record is from RefSeq and is a predicted model, not a curated record. Bases 1 to 1620 code for a protein of 539 amino acids.
AUGGCAAUAUUGAUACAGACCGUUAAUGAAAAAGCUGAAAUUAAAGUGGUACGAGAUUCCCGAUUGAUAUUUCUCUUUUUGCUGUCAACGUGCAAAAAUCGGAAUUACGCUCUCGAUGUUUCGUCAUCAGCGAUCCCAAGGACAGCUUCGAAAUCUACGUUGACCAGAGGAACCGUGAACGACAUUGUUUCUAGAAAUAUCACAAUGGUUCUCGAGAAUCUUCUAAUGAAUUACGAGAACAAUCAACUACCCACUCAUGGAAAAGGAACGCCUACCGUGGUAAAAACGAAUAUUUUAAUAAGAAGCAUGGGUCCUGUGUCUGAACUGGACAUGGAUUAUUCGAUGGACUGUUAUUUUCGACAGUCUUGGCGAGACUCUCGUUUGAGCUUUCUAGGUCCAAUAAAGUCGCUCAGUUUGAGUAUCAAAAUGCUGGAAAGAAUCUGGAGGCCAGAUACGUAUUUUUAUAAUGGAAAACAUAGCUACGUGCAUACCAUCACCGUGCCAAAUAAAUUGUUAAGAAUCUCGCAGGACGGGGAUAUUCUUUAUUCUAUGAGGCUCACUAUAAAAGCAAAGUGUCCAAUGGAGCUUCGAAAUUUUCCCAUGGAUCGGCAAUCCUGUCCACUGAUUCUUGGAAGUUAUGCGUAUACAUCUGGUCAAUUAAUUUACGAGUGGCAAGAGGGCUCAUCGGUAAAUUUCGUUCCUGGAAUGGCUCUUUCACAGUUCGAUUUAAUGGGUUCACCGUACAGAAAUUUAACUUUCGUCCGUCGGGAGGGUGAAUUUUCGGUUCUCCAAGUUUCUUUCAACCUGCAACGACACACUGGUUAUUUCCUAAUUCAAGUAUACGUCCCCUGUGUUUUAAUAGUAGUGCUAAGCUGGGUGUCGUUUUGGAUUCAUCGCGAAGCUACCAGCGAUCGAGUCGGUCUAGGUAUCACCACCGUUUUGACACUAUCGACUAUUAGUCUCGAUUCCAGAACAGAUUUGCCAAAAGUUAGAUACGCUACUGCUCUCGAUUGGUUUCUGUUAAUGAGUUUUGGAUAUUGUAUCGCUACCCUAUUGGAAUUCGCUGGUGUGCAUUACUUCACAAAGGUUGGCAGCGGAGAGAUUCCUUUGGACGAAGAAGAAUUGGAAAACGAGAGCGAAACCGAUUAUCAAGAUGGCUUUUGCAGCAUCGUAUCGUGCAGUCCGCAAACGGUUCAUCCAGAAACAAUAAUCGAUGUACCUAGAAGAAGAAGUUCUUUAAUAUGUGAUAUUUACGGUGUUAAUGAAUCCGUGUCUUAUGGAAGAGGAUCGAUGACAGUUUCUGUUACGUCGAAACCAUCCACGAUGGAAAGACAAACACAAACGGAAGUGUGGAUACCGAAAUGGCGGCAAUUUCUUUAUUGCCUCGCUGGCGAUGAAGCGUUCAGGAAGCGUAGACAGAGAGAAGCAGCAGGAAACUGUAGGAAACACGGCGAGAAAAUUGCGAGACAUAUAAAUAGCGUGUCUUAUAUUGACAAAGUGGCACGAAUAGUAUUUCCUGCCUCUUUUGGAUUACUCAAUGUCUGUUAUUGGGUCACUUACGUCUCUUAUCAAGAGGAAUUCAAAUGGCAAGAUCCACCACUUGGAUCAAUUUCUCAGUAA